Rotaria sp. Silwood2 is the source of this 816-nucleotide messenger RNA. Lineage: Eukaryota; Metazoa; Rotifera; Eurotatoria; Philodinida; Philodinidae. The record is from the annotation of a GenBank genome assembly.
AUGUUACCUGACGAAAUUAUGCUAAAUAUAUGUCGUUAUCUUUGUGGAGGUGAUGUUCGUUAUGCCUUUUUUAAUUUGAAUACUCGUCUCAAUAAAACAAUAACAGAUUAUUAUCAUCUUUUAUAUUUGAUGCCUCAUGUGUACCGGAAAUUCGAUUAUGUCAUCUGCCAUAUUUUACCCGAAAUUAGUAUGUCUGCUCGAUCUUUGAUGCUCAAUGGUAAUUGGGAAACAAUAAUGUCGUCCAGAGCACUUUCUGUUCUGUUCGCUAUAUCCAUAUCAUUCACGUUUCCACAACUUCAAAAGCUCACAUUUAAAUGGUUUACCAAUGAAAGACUUUGGCUACUCGUUGAUACUCUUCAAAAUUUGUCACAACUUAUCGAACUUAACAUUCGAUUUCUUAAGGAUGAAGCUCAAGAUACGUUACUAACGAAAGUUUUCACUGCUAAUAACGGCCAACUUACAUCGAUAUCAUUCGAUCAGGACUCGAUUUAUUUAAGUAUACCCGAAGAAAACAAGAUGGUCUCGUACUCGAAUAUUAAGGAGCUAAAAAUCAAUUUGACUCGACGUCAAAUGUUGUUUCGCUUCUUUACAGGGGUUCCAAAUGUACAUUGUCUACGUGUACAUCUUGCUGAAAUUUCAGAGAGUCCAAUUACUAAACAAGAGUUGACCGAUCUACCAUUACUUGCUCAUCUGAUUGAUUUCAAGUUACAUUCGAUUAAUCUCUUUUGGAUAUUCGAUGAACUUGUUGAUAUAUUACAUCGAAUACCCAUUUUGCAAAAACUGACACUCGAUCUUCGUACAUACGACAAACGCUGA